GUAAUAUUCCAGACGAAGUUCUAGUUCCAAGUGUAUGCAGCAAUGGCGGAGGACCAAGGAAGACAAGUAAAGGAACAGCAGCCUAUAGAACGACUAAAUGGACAGCCAGAUUCCACAGAACAGAACUAUCAAACCUUAAAGAUCCUUGCAAGGACAGCUGCUCAAGAAUUUGACGAACUCAAGCUCAGAUGCGAAGAAUAUUAUACCAAGUUCCAAGCCGAGCACGAAAAAUAUCUCAAGGCAAAAGCAGAUCUCGAUCGCCUCAAAAAUAUCUCCAGCCUUGCAUUAGAUGAAUAUGAAAGUCUACAGAGAAAAUAUAAUGUUGAAGCAGAGUGCCGCGACAAGGCAGUGGAGAUUGCCUCAAAGGUAGUAAACCAGAAUAAGCAGCUGAAGAGACAAAGUCAAAUGAUCUUGACACAGAUCUCAGGUCUGAGUGGUGAAGGUCUUAGUCUGGCUGAUCUUCAAGCAGUUGAUGUUGAUAUAGGUGAAGAUUCUCACUCAGACAGUAUCAUUGCCCAAUUACAAGAAGAAAUUAAAGAACAAAGAGAAAAAAUCGAAAACUUAAAAUCAAAAUUAAAAGAUACAAAGAAUGAGUUAAUGAUCUCACAGGAAGGGUUUGAUCAAGAAAAAAAAGCCCACUUAACCACAAGAAAGAAACUAGGAGUAAAUGAGAAGCAGUUGAAGCAGCUAAAUAGAGUAUCUGUGAUGGCAUUAGAGGAAUUUAAUCAUUUACAAGUCAAAUAUGAUGUAGAAGCACAAUGCCGUGCCGAAGCAGAAAAGAUAGCAGCAGAGUCUAAACGGACAGAUGAAGAAUUAAGAAGAAAACGUUUGAUACUGAAGGAGGCUGCAGAUCAAGAUGAGCGGCUGGCUAAAGCAUUUGAAGAAAUAACAAAGCUGAACAAACAGAUUGAGGAGGAAAGAAGGGAGAAAGAAGAAAAGAUAAAAGAGAUGGAAGAAGAGCUGUUAUCAUCAAAAGAUGGAGAAUAUCUGAAAGGAAUAAAGAAUAAACUUGAACUGGCUCAAGAGGAAGUGGAGAAUCUAGAGAAUCAAUUGAUAGAGUCAGAGAAGAAGGUUAAAGAAGCUGAACAUAGAGUUUCAGUUCUCCAAGAAAGCCUUGACGAUGCAAAGAAAUCUUUUCCACCUCCUCCCCCCACUCCUCCAGCACCUCCGCCUCCACCACCACCACCAGGUGUCAUGAAAAAGUUCAAAAAUAUCAUGGGUAAAAAGAAAAAAGGAGAAGGUUUAAAAAGAAAGUCGGAGCCAGAUGAUCCUUUGGCUAAUGCGAUGAAAGAAAUGAUGGAUCGAAUUAACUCAGGAAAAGUGCAAUUAAAACCUGUACAGCGACCCCAAAGACAAUCUGAAAGUGAUGAUGAUGAUUCAGCCAUGUCGGAAUUAGGCAGUCUUCUGAGUACAAUUAAGAAAAGUCCCAGUAUUGAUGACUUGUUAGACAGAUCACCAACAAAAACCUCAGCUGGUUCAUGUGAAUGGAGCACCAUCAAACUGCGCAAGAGAUCUGACCAUGCUUUACCCAAACAGCCAUCAAACAAUGCGUCAGAGGAGGGGGAGCUUCAAAAAGUUCUUAGAAAACCACGAAGUCRCUCUGUUGGGGAUUUAGUAGAUGAAAAGCCCAAAGUACAAGAUGAGGCAACUUCUGAGCUGAGAAAARUUSUUGAAAGGAAAAAGGCUCAGUCUGAGAGAGYAGUGAAAGGGGACAGUGACUCAAGCCCUGAAAAACAAACCUUUGGUGGCUCAAGCCCUGAAAAAAAAACCUUUGGUGACUCAAGCCCCGAAAAACAAACCUUUGGUGGCUCAAGCCCUGAAAAAAAAACCUUUGGUGACUCAAGCCCCGAAAAACAAACCUUUGGUGGCUCAAGCCCUGAAAAGCAAACCUCUGAAUAGUUCUUGCAGCCAGAAAGAAAAGUUGAGCCUGAUGAUUGAAACUAGAACCGUUUGAAGCACAGAAUGUAUGGAAGUAUGGACAGGCAGCUGUCAUUAAGCAUUAAAUGAUAAUAGCAUAGAUCAAAUUGCUGUGCAACUACACUGGAACCAGGGUCACUUAGACCCGAGACAGCAAGAACCAAUCAAACUUUUAAACAACUACUAGAGAGCCAACAUUUUUUUCGUGAGAAUAAAAUUAAUGAUAUGUUGAAAUUAACGGCCAUGGUUUUCUGCUGGUUUAUGAUUGGCUCGACUACCCAAAGUUGUAAUGCAUUGUUUUCAUUCAACAUUUUGAUUGGUUCUCACUGUCUAAGUAACCCCAGUUUUAGAAGUUGCACAGUGGAUUUAAGCACGGUAAAAAAUGCUAUGAGGGCAUAGAAAUGGAUUACAUUAAUUUUUUUGCAGUGCAUUACACGGAGAAAGUAACAUAAAUGUCACUCAUCUAUUUUUGCGAUAUUUAAUAAUUUAGAUACAAUUUUUGGCCAUACGUCAAACAGCUGGUGCGAAUACCAGAAUAAUUUUAGUGGGUGAAUUUCRAAAUAUUUACCUUAAUAUUAGCAGCUUUUGGAAAUAAUUUUUGAUAAUUUUCCAUGUAUUUAAAUAAUAGCUUGUUUAGAGCAAAUGGUUUUGAUUGGAAUAUAGCAAUGGGAUAAUAAUUAAAUAAUUUGAUAUGAAUUAGAAUAAACAUGAUUUUGUCAUGGGUUGGGUGGGUARAAUAACCACCUCCCACAUGUAGCCCAAACACAUUUUUAGAAAAAUUGUUGUUUGAAUGUUGUUGGGUCUCCUAUGGAUUAGUGAGACACUCACAAAAAUAUAUUGUAUACAUGUGUGCAGGUGAGCUGUAAUUAACACCAGCAAUGAAGACUCCACCUUUAAGGUUAUUGAAUGUGGAAUCUCGUAGUUGUAGUUCCUCCAAGAUAUGAGGUAACAGAGUGAGCAUGUUGAUUCCAAUGUACCAGCGCUGUCUUGGACCAAGAGCUCUUUGGUUUGUGCCACUUUUCAUCAACCUUUUCUUUUCCUGAGCACCUUUGAGGAAAUCCUUCACCUCAUCAAUUGGAAUCGCGAAAGAAAUUCCUGAAGCAAACUUGACUGUGAUUGCAUUGAUGCCAAUAACUUGACCAUCCUUUGAAAAAUUCAGAUAAUUAGAAAAAGAGGAAUAAUUCAACACUUCCCUUGUUUGUUUUUGGAAAUCAUUAGCAUUAGCAUUAGCAGUAGUGCAAUUGCAGUAGUACAUUUGCUCCUCGCCUCUGGGGUCUAGGUUUGAUUCCUGGACUUGGCACCACGUGAGUAGAGUUCGUUAGGUCUCUCCCUUGAUUCAAGGGUUUUUCUUCUAAACAGCUAAAUUCCAAUGUGAUCUGUGAGUUACCUAUCAUUUAUUGUGCAUGUGAAGAGGAAUGGAUAAUGCAAGAAUAAUAUUCAUAUCCAAACUUACCAGGUUAACUAGGGGUCCACCAGAGUUCCCAACCUGCAAAUUCAUAUAUUAUGUCAAUUUUAUUUAAAAAUCUUUCAAAAUAAUGGAUAAAACAAAGCAGGGGUGGAGUAGGCUG
This is a messenger RNA of Actinia tenebrosa (Australian red waratah sea anemone), 3485 nucleotides long. Its product is annotated as shootin-1. Gene Ontology annotation, biological process: neuron projection morphogenesis; positive regulation of neuron migration. Gene Ontology annotation, cellular component: cytoplasm; cell leading edge; axonal growth cone. The record is from RefSeq and is a predicted model, not a curated record. Lineage: Eukaryota; Metazoa; Cnidaria; Anthozoa; Actiniaria; Actiniidae.